This is a messenger RNA of Brassica napus (rape), 660 nucleotides long. Its product is annotated as potassium transporter 9-like. The transcript has a single exon. The record is from RefSeq and is a predicted model, not a curated record. Gene Ontology annotation, molecular function: potassium ion transmembrane transporter activity. Gene Ontology annotation, biological process: potassium ion transmembrane transport. Bases 79 to 639 code for a protein of 186 amino acids. Gene Ontology annotation, cellular component: membrane. Lineage: Eukaryota; Viridiplantae; Streptophyta; Magnoliopsida; Brassicales; Brassicaceae.
AGUAAGAUGUACAUGACUAGAGGUCAGCAUUUAGGUUAGAUUUUGAGCAUUCCUCUUACUGUUUUUGUAUAUUGGUGAAUGUUAGGGACUGCGGUUGUGAUCGUGAUGCUUGUGACCACAUUACUGAUGGUCCUGACCAUGCUUGUCGUGUGGCGGUGCCACUGGAUCCUUGUCCUUAUAUUCGCCCUUCUCUCGCUCGUGGUGGAACUGUCAUAUUUUUCGGCUGUGCUCUUAAAGAUUAAUGAAGGAGGCUGGGUUCCGCUCAUCAUAGCAGCAUUCUCUCUUUUGGUAAUGUUUGUUUGGAAUUACGUAACAGUCAAGAAGUAUGAGUUUGAAGUGCACAGUAGAGUUUCCAUGAGUUGGAUCCUCGGUCUCGGUCCUAGCCUUGGGCUUGUACGUGUCCCCGGGAUCGGGUUGGUCCACACUGAACUAGCGAGUGGUGUCCCUCACAUCUUCUCUCAUUUCAUCACUAACCUUCCCGCAAUUCACUCUGUCGUAGUCUUUGUCUGCGUCAAGAACCUUCUGGUAUACACCGUCCCUGAAGAAGAGAGGUUUCUUGUCAAAAGAAUCGGACCAAAGACAUUCCGAAUGUUUCGGUGCGUAGCCAGGUACUGUCCUUUCUUCUUAUCUGUUCUUUAGACAAGAUUUUUAAGACCGUUU